CGUGUUUUCAGUUGAUGUUCUUAUCCAUCAACGAACACAAAAAUCUGAGGCCAUAAACAAGGUUCUUGGUCCGAGCAAAACACUCCCACAGGGUUGCUGUUUUUCUUCAAUACGUAUGAUCUGAAUUGAAGCACAAAACAACGCACAAUGCUGUCUUUCCCAAAGACAAUCACUACUUUCCGGUCACAGGCCCCUCACCCUCUCCGGCAUCCUCGAUACAUCCCGCCGGUAACGGCGAUUCAAAAUAACGGCGGCGACAGGAACGAUAACAACGUUUCCGGUGGCGAGGACUCGGGGUCGUCGUCGCCACCUACAAAGUCGCGGAUAACGCCGCCGAAUACGGUCGAAAUUCGGUUUAAAAGAGGCUCGAGAAAACGGAGGAAGCAAGAGGCGGAGAGCGCGGCAGAGAAGAUUAAAUUAAAGCCCGCUCCGAAGGAUUGGGACUCGAUGACAUUGACGGAGAAGCUCGUCGAGGUCUACGUGGGCGAGAAGGGCCUCUUGUUUUGGCUUAACAAGUUCGCUUACGCCUCCAUCUUCAUCGUGAUCGGAGGGUGGAUUGUGUUCCGGUUCGUCGGACCGGCUUUCAACUUGUACCAACUCGACACCCCGCCGUUGUCGCCAACCUCCAUGUUCAAAUGAAUGUACGUACCGUCUUUUAGUUUCGCAUCGAAACAUCUUUUAAAAUUAGUCGCGGGCGAAGUUGAUAAAAUUAUCUACGGGAAUUGUUACGGUGCUGAUUUAAGUGAAGUAGCAUUUCGAUUAGCUCUGAACAACACAUAAAAGAUAAUUAAACAGCACAUACUAUCUAUAUCAUAUAUUUUACAACAAUCUAUAUCAUACUUCUUCCAUC
Andrographis paniculata is the source of this 850-nucleotide messenger RNA. RefSeq lists its product as uncharacterized. The record is from RefSeq and is a predicted model, not a curated record. Lineage: Eukaryota; Viridiplantae; Streptophyta; Magnoliopsida; Lamiales; Acanthaceae. Bases 148 to 639 code for a protein of 163 amino acids. Gene Ontology annotation, cellular component: chloroplast. The transcript is spliced from 2 exons.